AUGAAUCUCAACCAAAUAACCCUCCCCAGCACCUCAAUCCCCACCUCAAUAAUCUUCUACCGUACCCUCGGCCUACAACUAAUAGUCCACACCAGCGACGACUACGCGCGCUUCAUCGCGGGAACCUCCACAUUCUCUCUCCACCGCGUAGACGCUGUGACAAACGGCGCAUGGGUCUAUUUUGAAGUGGCAGAUGUCGACAAGACGGUUGCGGAGCUAGAGGCGAAAGGUAUUACGAUUACGGAGCGUCCGGAAGAUAAGUCGUGGUUGUGGAGGGAAGCUCGGGUUAGUGAUCCGGAUGGGAAUGUGGUUAUUAUAUAUCAUGCGGGAGAGAUGAGGGAGAAUCCGCCGUGGAGGCUUGAGGAUGGCAAGAAGUGA
This is a messenger RNA of Glarea lozoyensis ATCC 20868, 378 nucleotides long. Its product is annotated as Glyoxalase/Bleomycin resistance protein/Dihydroxybiphenyl dioxygenase. The coding region runs from base 1 to 378 and encodes 125 amino acids. The record is from RefSeq and is a predicted model, not a curated record. The transcript has a single exon. NCBI's taxonomy places the organism in Eukaryota, Fungi, Ascomycota, Leotiomycetes, Helotiales, Helotiaceae.